CUGAGCGCUCAGUGCCGGUCGCUGUCACUUGUUCCCGGCUGCAGGAGGGUGAGGCCGCAGCUCAUAGAUUUCUGCUGCUCAGGCCGGCUACCCUGCAACACAAUGGCACAAAAAGACGUAGACAAGUACCUCUAUGUGGAUCGUAACCUCAACAACCCCUUGGCUCAAGCAGACUGGGCAGCCAAGAAGCAGGUUUGGGUGCCCUCGGACAAGCAUGGAUUUGAGGCCGCAAGCAUUAAGGAGGAGGUUGGCGAUGAAGCUGUUGUUGAGCUGGCGGAGAAUGGCAAAAAAGUUAAAGUGAAUAAAGAUGAUAUUCAAAAGAUGAACCCUCCCAAGUUCUCUAAAGUGGAGGAUAUGGCAGAGCUGACCUGCCUGAAUGAGGCGUCAGUCCUGCACAACCUGAAGGAGAGAUACUACUCUGGCCUUAUCUAUACUUACUCUGGCCUCUUCUGUGUGGUUAUCAACCCCUACAAGAACUUGCCAAUUUACUCUGAGGAGAUUGUGGACAUGUACAAAGGCAAGAAGAGACAUGAGAUGCCGCCUCACAUCUACGCCAUCACCGACAACGCCUACCGCAGCAUGAUGCAGGAUCGAGAAGAUCAAUCCAUCCUCUGCACUGGAGAAUCUGGUGCCGGCAAAACUGAAAACACAAAGAAAGUCAUCCAGUACUUGGCAUAUGUUGCAUCUUCCCACAAGUCCAAAAAGGAUCAGGGGGAGCUGGAGCGCCAGUUACUGCAAGCUAACCCUAUUCUGGAGGCCUUUGGUAAUGCCAAGACUGUGAAGAACGACAACUCGUCCCGAUUUGGCAAAUUUAUUCGCAUUAAUUUUGAUGUGAACGGCUACAUUGUUGGAGCCAACAUUGAAACCUAUCUCCUAGAAAAGUCUCGUGCCAUUCGUCAGGCCAAAGAUGAACGGACUUUUCACAUUUUUUACUAUCUGAUGUCUGGAGCAGGGGAGCACCUGAAAGCUGAUCUUCUGCUGGAGGCCUAUAACAAAUACCGCUUUUUGUCCAAUGGGCACGUCACCAUACCCGGUCAGCAGGACAAAGACCUCUUCCAAGAGACUAUGGAUGCAAUGAAGAUUAUGUCCAUCCCUGAUGAUGAGCAGCUGGGUAUGCUGCGUGUGGUUUCAGGAGUCUUACAGUUGGGCAACAUUAUGUUCAAGAAGGAGCGAAACACAGACCAGGCUUCCAUGCCUGAUAACACUGCUGCACAGAAAGUUAGUCACCUCCUGGGAAUAAACGUUAAUGAUUUCACCCGAGCAAUCCUCCUGCCCAGGAUAAAGGUUGGGCGAGAUUAUGUUCAGAAAGCUCAGACUAAGGAGCAGGCAGACUUUGCAAUUGAGGCCCUAGCCAAAGCCACAUAUGAGCGUUUGUUCCGCUGGCUUGUGAUGAGAAUCAAUAAAGCUCUGGAUAAGACAAAGCGCCAAGGCGCCUCCUUUAUUGGGAUCCUGGACAUUGCUGGAUUUGAGAUCUUUGAGCUAAAUUCGUUUGAGCAACUCUGCAUCAACUACACGAACGAGAAGCUUCAGCAGCUCUUCAACCACACAAUGUUCAUCCUGGAGCAAGAGGAGUAUCAGCGUGAAGGCAUUGAGUGGAACUUCAUAGAUUUUGGGCUGGACCUUCAGCCUUGUAUUGACCUUAUUGAAAGACCUGCCGGUCCCCCUGGUAUUCUGGCUCUCCUUGAUGAAGAAUGUUGGUUCCCAAAAGCCACAGACAAGAGUUUUGUGGAGAAAGUGAUACAAGAACAAGGAACCCAUUCUAAGUUCCAAAGACCCAAACAGCUAAAAGACAAAGCAGAUUUCUGCAUCAUGCAUUAUGCUGGCAAGGUAGAUUACAAGGCUGACGAGUGGCUAAUGAAGAAUAUGGACCCGCUUAAUGACAACGUGGCCACACUGCUGAACCAGUCGUCUGAUAAAUUUGUGUCUGAGCUGUGGAAAGAUGUCGACCGAAUUGUGGGUUUGGAUCAGGUUGCCGGCAUGGGUGACACAGCUCUCCAUGGUGCAUUCAAGACCAGGAAGGGGAUGUUCCGUACCGUUGGCCAGCUGUACAAAGAACAACUAUCCAAGCUGAUGGCCACUCUCAGGAACACCAACCCAAACUUUGUCCGUUGCAUUAUUCCUAAUCACGAGAAAAAGGCUGGUAAACUUGACGCCCAUCUUGUGCUGGAUCAGUUACGCUGCAAUGGUGUUCUGGAGGGUAUCAGAAUCUGCAGGCAGGGGUUCCCCAACAGGGUUGUCUUCCAGGAAUUUAGGCAAAGAUAUGAAAUUCUGACGCCAAACUCUAUCCCUAAAGGCUUUAUGGAUGGAAAGCAGGCAUGCGUGCUCAUGAUAAAAGCUCUGGAGUUGGACUCCAACUUGUACCGCAUUGGGCAGAGCAAAGUCUUCUUCCGAGCAGGUGUCCUGGCUCACUUGGAGGAGGAGCGAGACUUGAAGAUUACAGAUGUAAUAAUCAGCUUCCAGGCCUGGUGCAGGGGCUACGUGGCUAGAAAAGCUUUUGCCAAACGACAGCAGCAGUUGACAGCCAUGAAAGUGAUCCAGAGGAACUGUGCUGCUUAUCUCAAACUUAGGAACUGGCAGUGGUGGCGGCUGUUCACAAAAGUUAAGCCGCUUCUUCAAGCAAAUAGAUUUGAUGAAGAGUUGCUUGCAAAAGAUGUGGAGCUUCAGAAGGUGAAAGAUCUCCAGGUUUCUUCUGAACAGAAAAUCUCAGAAAUGGAGCAUCUGCAGCAACAGCUUCAUCAAGAGAAGCUGCAGCUGCAGGAACAGUUGCAGGCAGAAACAGAGCUUUGUGCAGAGGCAGAAGAGAUGCGCUCUCGCCUAGCCGCCAAAAAGCAGGAGCUGGAGGAAAUUCUUCAUGACCUGGAGUCUAGGGUAGAGGAGGAAGAGGAGAGAUGUCAGAUCUUACAAGCUGAGAAGAAGAAAAUGCAGCAGAACAUCGGGGAACUAGAGGAACAGCUGGAGGAGGAGGAAGCUGCCAGGCAAAAACUUCAACUGGAGAAAGUAACUACUGAGGCCAAGCUGAAGAAAAUUGAAGAAGAUGUUAUUAUUCUGGAGGAUCAGAAUGCCAAGCUCAGUAAGGAGAAGAAACUACUUGAAGAUCGUGUUUCAGAAUUCACCACAAACCUUGCUGAGGAGGAGGAGAAGUCUAAGAGUCUGGCUAAACUUAAGAACAAGCACGAGACCAUGAUAUCAGACCUAGAAGAGCGUUUACGUCGUGAGGAGAAGCAACGUCAGGAGUUGGAGAAGACCCGCAGGAAGCUGGAAGGAGACUCUACAGACUUGCAUGAUCAGAUUGCAGAACUGCAGGCGCAGAUAGCAGAACUCAAGAUGCAACUUGCCAAAAAGGAGGAGGAACUGCAGGCUGCACUAGCGAGGGCAGAGGAAGAAGCCACUCAGAAAAACCUAGCACUUAAGAAGAUCAGAGAGCUGGAGUCUCAGAUUAGUGAGCUACAGGAGGAUCUGGAAUCAGAGCGUGCAGCCCGAAACAAGGCUGAGAAACAGAAGCGUGAUCUUGGCGAGGAGCUUGAGGCACUAAAGACUGAGCUGGAGGAUACAUUAGACUCCACUGCUGCACAGCAAGAGCUCAGAACUAAACGUGAGCAGGAAGUGACACAUCUGAAGAAGACUCUUGAUGAAGAGGCACGAACGCAUGAAGCCCAGAUCCAGGAGGUGCGCCAGAAGCACUCACUGGCUGUGGAGGAGUUGUCUGAACAGCUGGAGCAAACCAAACGGUUAAAAGGCAACUUGGAGAAGGCAAAGCAGGCCCUGGAGGGUGAGCGUAAUGAGUUGGCCAAUGAGGUGAAGGCAUUGCUGCAGGGUAAGGGUGACUCUGAGCACAAGAGGAAGAAGCUGGAGGGUCAGGUGCAGGAGCUUCAGGUGAAGGUCACAGAGGGAGAUCGUGUCCGUGCAGAGCUGGCAGAGAAGGCCAACAGACUUCAGGUGGAGUUGGAUAACGUCAGUGGUCUCUUGUCCCAAGUAGACAGCAAAUCCAUCAAACUUGCCAAAGACUUCUCCACUCUCGAGUCGCAGCUGCAGGACACCCAGGAACUCCUGCAAGAAGAGACACGCCAGAAGCUGAGCCUGAGCACCAAAGUCAAACAGCUGGAUGACGAGAAGAAUGGUUUCCUGGAGCAGCUGGAGGAAGAGGAAGAAGCAAAGAGGAACUUGGCCAAGCAGAUUUCCACACUGCACUCUCAGAUGGUGGAUAUGAAGAAGAGGAUGGAGGAUAGCGUGGGUGCACUUGAGAAUGUUGAGGAACUGAAGAAAAAGCUACAGAAGGACCUUGAGGCCUCCAACCAGCGUUAUGAGGAGAAAGCAGCUGCUUAUGAUAAACUGGAGAAGACCAAAACUCGCCUGCAGCAGGAACUGGAUGAUAUCAGUGUUGACCUUGAUCACCAGCGGCAGAUUGUCUCCAACCUUGAAAAGAAGCAGAAGAAGUUUGAUCAGAUGCUUGGAGAAGAGAAAACUAUUUCUGCCAAAUACGCAGAAGAGCGUGACCGUGCCGAAGCAGAUGCUCGUGAUAAGGAGACUAAAGCUAUUUCUUUGGCACGCUCCCUGGACGAAGCUCUGGAGUUUAAGGCAGAGCUGGAGAGGCUCAAUAAGCAGCUGCGAACAGAAAUGGAGGAUUUGGUCAGCUCUAAGGAUGAUGUGGGAAAGAGUGUUCACGAGUUAGAGAAGUCUAAGCGUGCUUUGGAACAGCAAGUUGAGGAAAUGAAGACGCAGCUGGAAGAACUGGAAGAUGAGCUUCAGGCUACAGAGGAUGCCAAGCUGCGCCUGGAAGUUAAUCUUCAGGCCAUGAAGGCACAGUUUGAGCGUGAUCUCCAGGGUCGUGAUGAGCAGAGUGAAGACAAGAAGAAGCAGCUGGUCCGGCAGGUGAAAGAGAUGGAGGCUGAGCUGGAGGAUGAGCGUAAGCAGCGUUCAUUGGCUGUGGCUGCCCGCAAGAAGCUAGAGAUGGAUCUGAAGGACCUAGAAGGACAGAUUGACUCUGCAAACAAAAACCGAGAGGAAGCUAUUAAGCAACUUCGCAAGUUGCAGGCUCAGAUGAAGGAUUACCAGAGGGAACUGGAGGAUACCCGAGCAUCUAGAGAUGACAUCCUGAGCCAGGCCAAGGAGAAUGAGAAGAAAAUGAAGAGCAUGGAAGCUGAGAUGAUCCACAUGCAGGAGGAACUGGCAGCUGCAGAGCGUGCAAAACGCCAAGCCCAGCAGGAGAGAGAUGAGCUGGCAGAUGAGAUUGCAAACAGCAGUGGUAAAGGUGCUCUGGCUCUGGAAGAAAAGCGUCGUCUGGAUUCACGUAUUGCGCAGCUGGAAGAGGAGCUGGAGGAAGAGCAGGGCAAUACUGAGCUGGUGAAUGACCGACUUAGGAAAGCAACGCUCCAGAUUGACCAGCUGAACACUGACCUCAAUGCAGAGCGCAGCAAUGUGCAGAAGAAUGAGAAUGCACGCCAGCAGAUGGAUCGCCAGAACAAGGAGCUGAAAACCAAACUGCAGGAACUGGAGGGAUCUGUUAAAUCAAAGUUCAAGGCCUCAAUGGCUGCCCUGGAGGCAAAAAUUGCACAGUUGGAGGAGCAGCUAGACACUGAGACAAAGGAGCGUCAGAAUGCCAGCAAGCAGGUGCGGCGCACAGAGAAGAAACUCAAGGACGUCUUGAUGCAGGUUGAAGAUGAGCGGCGCAAUGCUGAGCAAUACAAAGACCAGGCUGAGAAGAAUAAUGCUCGAAUGAAGCAGCUGAAGCGCCAGGUGGAGGAGGCAGAAGAGGAAGCUCAGAGAGCCAAUGCCAUGCGUCGCAAGUUGCAGCGUGAACUUGAGGAUGCAACAGAGACUGCAGAUGCCAUGAACCGAGAGGUCAACACUCUAAAAAGCAAGCUUCGGCGUGGCGAUGUACCAUUUGUCACAAGACGCGUUGGACGGAAGGGUGUUGAUGACGCAUCUGAUGAAGACCUGGAUGGCAAACUAGACUCUGGAGAUACUAAGUCUGCUGAUUAGAACGUCCUCUGCCUUAAACCUCACCCGUUGCCUCCCUGUCCUUCAGUACCCGGAUGUACUGCAGCCUGCACAGAACUGAUCAUGUCCCAAACCUGCCAAGCGGGAGCGAUUUUAUAUAACUGUUAUACUGUGCGGGUCUGACGGUCAGGGUAUUCCUGUCUUCCUCUUGCAACACCAAAGCCAUUACUUGCUCUGAUGCAAUCUCAUACCUAGAAUGUAGGCCAGGCUUCGUACCCUGUGGCUCCUGACAGCAAACGGCAAUAGGUUUGUGCACUUUGUCUGAAUUAAUGUGUAAAACCAUCGGAUGGGUUACCGAGGUGCCUGUAUGGUCUCAUCUUAAUUCAACACUUUCUAUGUUGGGGAGAAGUGGCUGCUUGUAGUGGUCUCUUCCUUUCUUUUGUUGCCUUUAAUCCUGUGGUGUCGUCGCUGUGGCGGGUGACUCCCUGUGCUGUCCUUAUCUGUUCACAACUGCUGCUCCCUCUGGUCUGUCAUGUAAGCUCUGGAAGUGGCAGAAAACUUGUGCUGUAUUUCAGGGGAUUCAGUUCAGGACCAAAUCUAUUUAAUCUGAGAAUAUGAAAAUGUUUAAAUUACAUUAAAAGUACUUUUUUUUACUUGUAUGUGUCCACAGGAACAAUAAAAGUGUAUUCUAAAUAUGUAACUGGAGACCUAAAUGAAUUUCACCUCCUAUAUAAUCAGUUAUUAUGCACACUUGUACACAUUUUGUAUCUUUAUUUUUAAAGAAAAAAACAUCCUUUUCUUGCCACCACUACCCACAUUGGGAUCUCUGUACGGACAUUAGAAGCUCUUGCUGGGCUCAUUAGUGACUGGUUGACCAGAAGACACUAGUUUAUUUUCUGCAUCCACCUCUGUAUCUUGUGCUCCGUAAGUGCCUUUAUGCUGCAGCCGAUAGUGAUGGAGCACGUCCACUUGCUCCUGACUUAUGUAAUAAACUUUGCCAGUGCUGCUUG
Bombina bombina (fire-bellied toad) is the source of this 6947-nucleotide messenger RNA. RefSeq names its product myosin heavy chain 9 (gene MYH9). The coding region runs from base 103 to 5979 and encodes 1958 amino acids. Gene Ontology annotation, cellular component: myosin complex. The record is from RefSeq and is a predicted model, not a curated record. Gene Ontology annotation, molecular function: actin filament binding; cytoskeletal motor activity; ATP binding. Lineage: Eukaryota; Metazoa; Chordata; Amphibia; Anura; Bombinatoridae. The transcript is spliced from 41 exons.